AUGGCGCUCGUCUUUUUUGGGAGGCGGCAAACGGUUUCAAUUCUUGACUGUUACUUAAAGCGGAAUCUUGUUAAAAACGGAGGAGUUCUCGAUGGUGUUAUAUUUGUCGUCCGAACGAAAGAUGCAGCGAACCUGGCGUUAUUAGAUAAGAUGGUGGCGAGCGAGCCGGCAUACGAGAGGAUGCAAGUUGACCUCAAGUCCAAGGGAUAUACGAGUUCUUACGAAUUCAUCCAAGACGACGUGAUGUAUAUCAAGAUGGACGAUGAUAUUGUAUAUAUCGAAGACACAGCGAUCAAGGCCAUCGCGAGUGCCAAAGCGUCUCGGCCAGACGUUUACAUCAUGUCGGCUAACGUCGUUAAUCAAAUUCUCUUCAGCUGGCUUCACAGACAGUUUGGCGCUGUGAAGCCGUACCUCCCAGAACUCACCGAAAGACCGGCCGAUAACGACUCUGUGCCGCUCACGGACUGGAGAACGUCUGUGUUGCCAUCAUGGGAAGGACCAGCGGAUUUUCAACAAGAGACUUGGAGCACAGAGCGGCAUCCCAAUCAUAGAUGGCUUCCAGUGAGAGGGAGAAACGCAUCAUAUCCUCUAAACGACACACCAAUAGCCAAGGUGGACUAUACCUUUGGCUAUUCUCAUAAACACUGGCAAGUAGCCGCGCAGGAGCACUACAGUCUGCUGGAAAACCUGGAGAAGGAUGAAUUAUGGCGAUACAGGUUUCCUACCUGGGAUUUUCAGCUUAAGCGAAUGGGUAUCCAAUUCGUGGCAAUGAUGGGUAAAGACAUAAACCUAGCGAAGCCAAUUCCUCCCGAUGACGAGCAUCAUUUUACAGUGGAAAUGCCAACACGGCUUGGACGACACGCCGCAGCUGACGGCACCGGAGUCGUAGCUCACUUCAGUUAUGGGCCGCAAUCAGGCAACCCCGGCGUGCAAAUUCGGAUGACCUGUGCACUACAUUCAUGGCCGAAUGGGGGAAUCACAAUCGAUCAAUUCUACGCCUGGAAUCCUGCUGUUGGGAACAAUUGCCAGAGCCUUUGGCUUGGCACUUCGUACUGCGUUUUGGGUGAAGAUCCCACUCCGACGUCCUCAAGCACAACCUCUAGCACCACCCUUGCGUCUACGACAACAAGUGGCGGUGCUCCAGCUCCAACAAGGCCCGGAACAGUACAAGGGUGCCAGAAGUGGUAUGUUGCCAAGCCCGACGAUAGCUGCGGCGAUAUAGCUACUAGUAACGGCAUCACUAUCGCCCAAUUUGUUGCCUGGAACACAGACGUCAACCUUACUACAUGCGACGGCUUCUGGCCCGACUAUGCUUACUGUGUCAAGACACCGACCACGUCUACACCACCAGCAAAGUUACGGGGCCUGGGCCGACGCAAUCUGGACUCCCUGCCAAAUGUAACAAAGUUUGCGGUUACACAGACCGGAGAUGGAUGCGAAUCGUUUGCGACUAGAAACAAAAUCAUGGUUGCCCAGCUUUAUUCUUGGAAUCCGGUUUUGGAGAAUGCUUGUAAGAACUUCUAG
Messenger RNA from Trichoderma breve, 1524 nucleotides. RefSeq lists its product as uncharacterized. Bases 1 to 1524 code for a protein of 507 amino acids. The transcript has 11 exons. The record is from RefSeq and is a predicted model, not a curated record. NCBI's taxonomy places the organism in Eukaryota, Fungi, Ascomycota, Sordariomycetes, Hypocreales, Hypocreaceae.